Molecule: messenger RNA, 2549 nt
Organism: Poecilia reticulata (guppy)
Lineage: Eukaryota; Metazoa; Chordata; Actinopteri; Cyprinodontiformes; Poeciliidae
Product: germ cell-specific gene 1-like protein
Cellular component (GO): plasma membrane
Source: RefSeq, a predicted model, not a curated record
CAGAACCUACCAGCUCUACCACUGCACCACUGUGCAGCCCUUGCCAUCAGUUUUAUUGCUACUAUUUAAUGAAGUUAAAGUUGUUACUGCAUUUUGGUUUAUUGAUAUAAAAAGAGUCGACGUUAAAAAUGAUGUUUGCUCAUAAUCAAUAAUCAGUGAUAGAUGCAGAAAAUGUUAAUGAAGAAAGAAAGAAUGUUGUAACCAAGGUCAUUACUGGAUGAUGCCAGAAUAUGUUCACGCUUCUCUUUUACUGAGUUUAUUAAAGUCAAACUCACAGAAACGUUCAGUUAAAAACGACCCGGAAAUCCAAAAAAAACGUCUUUUUUAAACAAGAUGGCCGACCACAGCGAUCCACGCAAAUUAUCGAGAAGUUAAGUGGAAGGAAGAAGUGUGCUGGAACCAGAGAUAAAGUCCUUGAGAAGGGUUAGGACGUGAUCUUUUCUGAUGUAGGGUUUUUACUUUUUAAUAACAAGCAGGACAGAGAAAACAAACAUACCCAAGAACAAAAUAAUUAGUUUAUUUCUGUUUAAAAAGGAGAAGGAAGAAGUGAACACUUAUUCAUCCUCCCUUAUGAUAAAAUACAUCGCCUCAAUAAUUACCCAAAACUUGUAAUUAACACCAUGUCAUAAUAAUCACGUGUCUGUUCAAUAAAAGAGCCAACAAAUAAAUUAUAUUACAUAGAAAAAUGGUUUCAAACUGACUCAUAACGAGACAAGAAAAUCUACGGAUCAAAAUAACAGAAUUAACGAAAAACAACCAGAAUAAUUAGCAACUCGUUACCAUUUUAAACCUAAAGUUUAAUUAACCUCUGCUGUGUUAAACUUCCUGACAUCAACAGUUUCCAGGAGGAGACGAAGGUUUGGCUCUGCAGCAACAAACAAACAAACAAACAAACAAACAAACAAACAAACAAACAAACAAAUUCUAUUGUCUUUUCCAUAAAGCACCUCAGUGUUUCCCUUUUCAACCGUCGGCACGGAGGGAGGGAGAUUUACCCUCCACACACACACACACACACACACACACACACACACACUGGAUGGAUUUUCAUAUGAGACUGCGCACAUUAUGUCACUGGUCAAAGUUAAACCGGCACUUGAUCUGCUGCCUCUGCUGCCGCCGGUUUGAACGCUGGGAGAACGUCAGCAGCCAGAGCCUCUCUGUGGAUUAUAAUCUCAGCUCAAAGGAAGUUCGGAGCGUAAUUUGCCAUUUGUAAUGGAGAACACUGCAUGAUGGGAUCUGCUGGAGGGGAGGAGCCUGGGGUUUGAUCUGAAGCUGAGGGGGCCGAGAGUUGAAAUGGUCAGAGACAGAAAAUGGGUUUGUGUCGUUCCUGUGGAGUCGAGGUGAAGACAUGCAGAACGGCAGCGAGCUGGCAGAGGGACGCUCUGCUUUCUCACCCAAGGAGCCCCAAACGCAACAAGAUUAUGAAGAUUUGACAUCUCUGCUGGGAAGCAAAACACUGUGGCUACAUAUUGAAAGCCAGGAUUAGUCGCCUUUUCAUUUCAUCUCUCUGGCCUGGCCUGGACCAUGAGGCUGGAGCGCGGCCGGCGAGCUUCCCUGGCAAUCACGCUCAACUUGGUGGCUCUGGCUUUCGCCGUGUCAGCGGUGACCACCAGCUACUGGUGCGAGGGGACCAGGAAGGUGGCCAAGCCCUUCUGCUCCGGGCCGCCGGUCAAGAUGAAGCAGAUGUACUGCAUCCGCUUCAACAGCUCCAACCUCAACGACAGCCGGCAGGUGCAGUACAUCUUCGAGACGGGAGAGGAGAAGUUCAUCCUCAGGAAGUUCCACACCGGGAUAUUUUACUCCUGUGAGCAGGCAACAGAUAUGAACGGAUUUGAUUGUCGAAGUUUUGCUGAGAUUGCACCUGAACAUCAAAGAGGUGUGCUGUGGCUGUGUGUGGUAGCAGAGAGCCUGUACCUGGCUCUGCUCUUCGUGGGCGGAGUUCUGAUGAUUCUGGAGCAGAGCCGCUGCUUCAGCGUCAUGAACAAGCUGAAACUCAGUGCCUUCGCCGCCAUGUGCACCGCCCUCUCAGGCCUUUGUGGGAUGGUCGCCCACAUGAUGUUCACCACCAUAUUCCAUCUUUCCGUCUCUAUGGGACCUGAAGACUGGAGGCCCAAGACUUGGGACUACAGCUGGUCUUAUGCCUUAGCCUGGUGCUCGUUCGGCACCUGCAUGGGCUCUGCAGUCACAACCCUGAACAGAUACACCAAGACCAUCAUAGAGUUUAAAUACAAGCGGCACAACAUCGAGAAGAACCUGCUGGUCAAGCAGAAGAUGAUGGAGCUGGGUCUGCCAGAGCAGGUGUGGAACAUGUACCUGACUGCAGCUCCGGCGGACCUGCAGGUUCUGCCAGAACCGCUGGUAAACGGCCACAAGCCUUCCACCGGAGCGCCGUACGUGUUUGAGGAGGUGGAGCAUCCACCGGAGCAGCAGGUGGAGGCGUACUGCUGAAGGAGGAGGACAUUUACUCUUCCUGCUUCACAUCCGACCUGCAGAGUUAAAAACACGUUUAGCUUCUGUAUCCAAGGCAACAGGGUUCUGCUUCUACC